GGGGCGUGUCGGUCACGUGAUCGUAUUGCCCUUAGGGUUAGGGUUGCCCUGACAGCAGAAUCGCCUUCGCGGGUUCAAUCGGGCAAGGCGGCGGCGGGGGUCUCGUCGGGCAUUUCUUGCCUCUUUCCCGGGAAAGGCGAGCGGGGCCUCCGCGUCGGACUCCUUUUGUCCCCGCCGGCCUCAUGGAGCGCUCCGUGGCCAUGACGGACAUGUACGACCAGGCUUUGCUGGGGAUUUUGCAGCAUGUGGGCAACGUCGAGGAAUUCCUGAACAUCCUCUUCGGCUUCCUCUACCGCAAAACCGACUUCUACCGGCUGCUGAUGCAGCCCUCGGACCGGCUGGGCUUCCCGCCCGGCUUGGCCAAGAGGAUGGCCGUUCGGGCAUUCAAAACCUUUGAACAUCUGGCCCGCCAAGAUGAUGAGAAAAGACAGCAAGAAAUUGAGGAGAAGUUGAAGAAAAGAGAGGCGGACAUGGUGGCUGCAGGAGAGAAAACAAAUGUGCCUUCUGCCAUUGAGGAGGUUGAAAUCACCUCGGCAGUGGAGCAGGACUCUGGACUGGAAAGUGGAAAGACUGCAGAUGCAGAGGAACCUGUGAAAGCAGAAGAAACUGUUGAAGCACAAGUUGCUGAUACAACAGCAGAACUGCCAGCAUCUGUUGCUGCCCCUGUAGAAAGUGAACAAACAGAAUUCCCCAGGAAACAGGAACAAUUCCAGGCAAAUUCUGACAGUUAUAAUGGAGCUGUGCGAGAGAACUACACUUGGUCUCAGGACUAUAGCGACCUGGAAAUUAAAGUUCCAGUACCCAAACAUAUUCUGAAAGGCAGACAGGUUUCGGUGGACAUCAACAGUAGUUCAAUCCAUGUGUCAGUGGUGGAGGGAAGUGAACACCAAGUGCUCAUGGAAGGUGCCCUUACCCACAAGAUCAACACAGAGACCUCUGUCUGGAGUUUAGAACCUGGGAAUUGUAUUCUGAUUAACCUCAGCAAAGUAGGUGAAUACUGGUGGAGUGCCGUUUUGGAAGGAGAAGAGCAGAUCGACAUCGAUAAAAUCAACAAGGAGCGCUCCAUGGCCACGGUGGACGAAGAGGAACAUGCAGUGCUGGACAGGCUGUCUUUUGAUUAUCAUCAGAAGCUUCAAGGCAAACCCCAGAGCCAUGAAAUGAAAGUCCACGAGAUGCUGAAGAAGGGCUGGGAUGCCGAAGGCUCUCCAUUCCGAGGGCAGAAGUUUGAUCCUUCCAUGUUCAACAUCUCUCCGGGGAACAUGCAUUUUUGAUAGUGGCAGCAAGUGAGGAGGAGGAGGAGGAGGAGAACAUCGUGGCCUUCAUCCUUGGCACAAACCCGAUGCUACUGCCAGACUCUUGCAUCCGGUGCUAGAAGGGUCUCUUGUUAUCCCUGCUUGUUUCUUUUGGGGGGCUUGUUUGUAAAACGGCAAGGUUGUUAAAAAAAAAAAGGAUUGGCAUGUGUGGGCUUGCUUUUGGGGAGGGGGCAGAGAGGGAAUCGAAGCGGGAACGUGGGUGUAAGUCCUUCCCUUUAGCUCCAGGUUGGUGCUUUUGAUAUUUAUGUGGGGGAAGCCUAGCGAAAGCAGCAUUACGCACUGUGUCACCACGGCAACCAGCAGCUGCUGGUAGCAUUUCCUUGUAUCCUUAAUGGAUUCAUUUGUUGCUUGGGGUGGGGAGUGGGGGGGAAGGAAAAGGAGAGCUUGGUUGAAGGUAUUCCUCCUCCCCUUUUCAGAAAUAGAUGCAGCUGGGUGAAAUGGUGACAACUUCUCGCUGGCUUCCUUGAAACCACCUCCUCUGUCUGUGUGUGUGUGUUUGUUUCUGUGUCUUGUCUCCCCACUCUCCAGCUUUUAGGGAACCCAAAUGCAAGUGUGCUGGGCAGCAACAGUCCCUAGACAAUCUGCAAUCAGUGUCGUUUGAGCGUGAUCUAAAUUGUGGGUUUGGUCCUCGAGAGCCAAGGGGUGGGAGGGGGACAUUGGAGAAUCAGGCAAGUCUGUGGAAAGGAGCCAGUCCGGAAGGCGACACUUGCACCAGCGUUUCUAUGAUGGCCCACGAAGCCUGGCCAGUACGAAAGAGUGGUGGUGGGGGACACACUUCCAGGUUCUUCAUGCUGUGGUUUUGCUUGUGUUUUGUGAUUUAGAGAUCACAGAACCCCAGAAAACUGCAGCUCUUUCCUUCUGUGUCUCUCUCCUCCCCCUCCUCUCCCUCUCCUUUUUCCCUCCCUCCCUCCCUCUCCUUCUCCC
Thamnophis elegans (Western terrestrial garter snake) is the source of this 2237-nucleotide messenger RNA. It is a transcript of the gene NUDCD3, whose product is annotated as NudC domain containing 3. The record is from RefSeq and is a predicted model, not a curated record. The coding region runs from base 183 to 1271 and encodes 362 amino acids. The transcript is spliced from 6 exons. NCBI's taxonomy places the organism in Eukaryota, Metazoa, Chordata, Lepidosauria, Squamata, Natricidae. Gene Ontology annotation, cellular component: cytoplasm. Gene Ontology annotation, biological process: protein folding.